AUGAACGUCUUUGACGAAGAACCCAGCACCAUCACCCUCUCCACCCCCAAAGCCUCCACCACUGGCACCACCAUCGCCAUCAUCCUCGAAGAACUUAGACUCCCCUACACCUUCCACCUUCUCCCCCACUCCUCCUCAACCACAACCCUAACAGACAUCCACCGCACCGGCCACGGCCCAACCCUGCACUCCCUUCCCUCCAUAACCACCUAUCUCCUGACCCGCUACGACGGCGAUCAUCAUCACCACCACCACCUCUCAUACCCCCCGCAUUCGCCUGAACAUGUAGCUGUCGAAGAGAGUUUAUCGAAGCUAGCAGACCGGAUGGGGAUCAUCCAUCAACAUCAUCAAGACAAUGAACCUGACAACAAGCAUGAGCAUAAGCAUCAUCACAACAAACAACAUCUCCCAGCGAUAAAAGAGACCGAGGUGGUAGAUAACAACAACAAUACUGCGAAAGAGACUGCGACUGCGACCGUCCCCUUUGCGAGAAGGUUACUCAGUCUGUAUCUCCAUCUAGAGGAGUAUUUGUCCCGGCAGAGGAGGGGCGGGGGAGGGUGGUUGAUUGGGGAGAGAUGGUAUUGUCGUAUUUGGCUGAUGGGUCACAGUACGGUGGCUGAUAUAGCGCAUUUUCCGUAUGUCGCGGCGGCGAGUCAAUAUGGGUUUGAUUUGGAGAGGUUUCCUGAGCUGACGGGUUGGUACUAG
Messenger RNA from Aspergillus niger, 705 nucleotides. RefSeq lists its product as uncharacterized. The transcript has 3 exons. The coding region runs from base 1 to 705 and encodes 234 amino acids. Lineage: Eukaryota; Fungi; Ascomycota; Eurotiomycetes; Eurotiales; Aspergillaceae. The record is from RefSeq and is a predicted model, not a curated record.